AUGGUCGACAAGCUCACCGUUACGAUCUACCAUGUGUACCGACCGCUGGGUCGACGAACUCCACAGCAAGAGCGCGGGGAGAGGGAAUGUGAAGACAGUUUCAAGGAGACCACCAAGAUCACCGCCGCGCAACUCACGGGCCAAACUGCCCCUGUGCGUCAAGAUCUAGAGAAAGGGGUUUUAAGAGGCAGAAAAGGAUACGAGGAUAUUUAG
Messenger RNA from Sporothrix schenckii 1099-18, 213 nucleotides. RefSeq lists its product as uncharacterized. NCBI's taxonomy places the organism in Eukaryota, Fungi, Ascomycota, Sordariomycetes, Ophiostomatales, Ophiostomataceae. Bases 1 to 213 code for a protein of 70 amino acids. The transcript has a single exon. The record is from RefSeq and is a predicted model, not a curated record.